Molecule: messenger RNA, 1179 nt
Organism: Desarmillaria tabescens
Lineage: Eukaryota; Fungi; Basidiomycota; Agaricomycetes; Agaricales; Physalacriaceae
Exons: 2
Coding region: 1-1179 (392 amino acids)
Biological process (GO): regulation of transcription by RNA polymerase II
Molecular function (GO): DNA-binding transcription activator activity, RNA polymerase II-specific; zinc ion binding
Source: RefSeq, a predicted model, not a curated record
AUGGCUCCCAUACGCCCACACCAGAAGACAAGAAGUGGCUGCAAAACAUGCAAGCAACGCAAAGUCAAGUGCGACGAAACUCUUCCUAUAUGCAAUAACUGCACCCGGAGAGGUGUAGAAUGUGUAUGGGGUAGUACUUCCCCGAAGCAAGAAUUGGCAACGCAGGAACAGAGCGUGGUUGUCGCCCAGUCAAGUUCAGCCGAAGGUUCCCUCGCGAUAUGGACUCUCGGCGAAGGUUCAUCCGACCUUUUAACGCUCGAAUUGAUGCAUCAUUAUUCUACCGCCGCUUCUUACUCCCUCUCUGCUGAUCCCGACGCUACGACCGUAUGGAGAGGCAUCAUCCCUCAAAUGGCCUUUGAACCCCAGAAUCAGUGUCUCCUCCAAGCCAUUCUCGCGUUUUCCGCCCUUCAUAUCCACUACGAAGACUCGACAUCUCAUCGGCAUGCCCAAGUCGCGACCGACUAUUACAACCAGGCGAAAUUUGGGAUACGCGUGGCAGACACUGACGGGACAGCGGACGUAAACGCCGUCUUGGUCGCACUGUGUCUUGUCGCGCGGUAUGAAUUUGCUUCGUCGGCCGCAGUAUUCCCAAUCCCCGGAGAGUGGUAUAACACUAUCCGAGAAAUCCGUCGUAAUUUGUUAAAGGACCGGACAGAGCUCCAGGAUAAUGUUAUGCAUUCCUUAUUGGCAGCUAUUGCGCCUCCUCAUCUGCCUACGUCUCUGACCGACCAGUUUCCGUCGGCUUUGUCGACUCUCUUGAUCUCAGCGCCGGAUGCGGAAGAGUUGCACGACGCGUCGGUGCGCAAUGCUUAUCAGGAAUCGAUUUAUUUCCUCGAGCAGGCGUGGAGAGCCCCUCUCAAUAGAUGCGUGGGUUUAUGGUGGUAUAUGAUGUCUAAUACGUUCCUUCAACUGUUAAAAGAGGCCAGGCCGCGUGCGCUCAUCAUAUUGGCGCACUACUGUGCUAUGAUGAAGCACAUCACUCGGGAUGGACCGUGGUGGUUGAAGAAGAAAUGGGGUGAUGAGGCUAGGAGGAUUGUUUCGAUGCUGGAUGCGCGGUGGGCGCCUUGUUUAGGGUGGGUGUUAGCUCAGUUGGAUCCCGAGCGUGAUAGUCAGGUUUUUGAUUUUACGGGGAUGGAUACCCUGAGUUGGGGUGAUGCAGGAGACGGUCGUCAUUUCUAG